Messenger RNA from Hermetia illucens (black soldier fly), 2132 nucleotides. Its product is annotated as pyrethroid hydrolase Ces2a. The transcript is spliced from 2 exons. The record is from RefSeq and is a predicted model, not a curated record. Lineage: Eukaryota; Metazoa; Arthropoda; Insecta; Diptera; Stratiomyidae. Gene Ontology annotation, cellular component: synapse; postsynaptic membrane; cell surface. The coding region runs from base 1 to 1857 and encodes 618 amino acids. Gene Ontology annotation, biological process: modulation of chemical synaptic transmission; neuron cell-cell adhesion; postsynaptic membrane assembly. Gene Ontology annotation, molecular function: neurexin family protein binding; signaling receptor activity.
AUGUGUUUCCUGAAAAUAUUCGUGAUUUUUGUAACGCUUCCUCUCGUUGACGUGGUUAGUGGACGUGACGCGCCUCCAAUUGUGAUUCCUGACCAGGGGACCGUUAUGGGAAUGUAUAUGAGGAUGUUUCGCACACAAAGCAUCUUGGCCUACUUGGGGAUUCCUUUCGCACAGCCACCCAUUAAUGAGCGGCGUUUCUUUCCCCCGGUUGUGGACGUUUUACCUGCUUGGGAUGGUGUUAGGAAUGCAACCAUUUUUCAGGCGGAUUGCUGGCAGAAUCCGCUGAAACCGUUGAAAAAACAUGACGAACUGUUCAAUAAACUUCUGAAGAACAUAAGGAACAUGAACAACGAUUCCAGGAGAUAUGACGAGGACUGUUUGUACCUGAACAUAUUUAUUCCGGAUGCUCCUCCACCAAUGGAAGGAUUCGCAGUCAUCGUUUGGUUUCAUUCGGGCGAUUUCUCAUACGGAAGUGCUGCCGACUUGGAUCCAUUUCAGAUGGUUUUCAAACAAAAAGUCAUCGUAAUUACUGUGGCGUACCGGCUCAACAUUUUCGGAUUUCUCACCAGUAUGGAUGGUGAAAGUUCUGGUAAUUUCGGCUUAAUGGAUCAAGCAGCUGCCUUACUUUGGAUAAAAAGGAAUAUUAAACUUUUCAAUGGAAAUGACAAUUCAAUCACGCUCAUGGGGCAUGGAUCAGGAGCUAUUAGUGUCGGCCUACACUUACUUUCCGGAGAUUGGUCCGAAGGACUUUUCCAUAAAGCCAUCAUGAUGUCGGGGAGCCCAUUAUUUGAGACAACUGUCAAACGAGCUUCGUGGUAUGCAACAUCACUGAAUACAAUCGCGAACUCGUUUGGAUGCUUCAAAAGACCGACUUCAAAGCUUUUGGAAUGUCUAAGACACAUAAAUGCUCAAAUUUUAUCUGAAAAUUUGCCGUUCAUUGAAUGGGGUCCGAUAAUAGACGACGGGUUGAGUAACACUACAAUGCCUUUUGUACCUGAUACGCCCCUCCAGCUCAUCGAAAGAGGUCAGCUGCGAAAAGUGCCCUUGCUUAUAGGGUAUACAAAUAUGGAAGAGGUAUUAGACGUUAUAUUAGGAGACAUGAUGGAGACAGGCAUAAGCACCGAAAUGUACGACACCCUUAUCACAGACAUUGUCCUGGCAGACUUACCCCAGUUAGAAUCGAAUGAAUCAUGUGGAUCUAACAUACCCAUGGUUACUGACGCGAUUGCAUAUACCUACAAGCCAUAUCCUCCUGUGACAGAUAAUAUGAUGCUGAGGAAAAAAUUCGUAGAAUUCGCAACGGAACGCAAAUAUGCUGCACCCACCCUUCAAUUAGCCGAUUUCGUGAGCAAGUCUUCCACAUGUUACGUCUAUAGGUUUGACACAAACCCACGAUCAGCUAUUGCCAAGGAAGGUUUCGAAGAUUGGGUCGUAGUUCCUCACAACUACGAUUUGAUAUUUGUCUGGGGUAUACCAUAUUGGCCGAUUUUGGACAUGGCGGGCCAAUGGGAGAGUACAGACAAAAGGAUCUCGGAAAUAAUCAUGACUCUCUGGGCGAACUUUGUGAAGUUUGGGAUACCAACUAAGUUUGGUGUGUCCAUAAGUUGGGAUGAAUUUACGACGGAAAAACAAAAUUUGCUGCUGAUUGACCGAUCAUUUAAUAUGAGCGACGAGAAAUCGUUGCAUUUUCAGGGGAUUAAAUUUUGGAAUGAUUAUUUUCCGAGGGUUGUGGAUCAUGCAAUGCAUUGCUGCAAUAUGACGGAUGGUAGUAGGCCAGUUUUUCACGUGGAUAAUAGCAUGCUCACGUAUGUGUUACUUUUGACAGUUACGGUAAUCAUGUACUCUCAAGCAUCGUAGCAAAGUUAUAUUGAAAAUAUUCCUUAUUUGUUAUAUAAUGUUUGCUAGGUCAGGUAAUGUUUAUACAAUUUUUGUAAUCUUCCAAUUGAAUGUAUCCGUACCACGUUGCAUUAAAUAUCAGUAAAACUUGUGAAUACCUUAAUAAAUAUAUUUAGAGUCAAGUAAAACUACACUUGCAUUGUAUAGCCUUCUUAUCGAACUUUAGAGUAUCUAAUGGAUAAAGCCAUAUUUGUUGUACAAAUAGAAAAUAUUAAAGCGUAAACUUUUCUAAAUAU